AAUCAUGAUGCCUUUUCUCAUUUGUAUCCAUCAUCAACGAAAUCCUAAUUAAUAACGAAAAGGAGAAUUCUCGUAAGGUAUAAUGUAUUCCGAGAAUAUUGGAGAAGAUGAUCGGAGCAUCCAUUUGCAGGUGUUGGAGCUCCAAAAAUUGGAAGAAGCACGAGGCUCAAGCGACACCGUUUUGGAUUAUAGAAACAGCGUCGAGAAAGGAGACAGCGGCGAAACCGCAGACGCAGCGUCUGUAUCUUCCGCGAUCGCGUUUCACAGAUCAACAUCACCCGCGCCGGAGCAGAAACUCACACUCUUCGCUCUCCGCCUUGCAAUCAUCGAGAAAAUCGCCACUAAUCUCGGAACCCUAGGUUUCAUUUGGGCCACGGUGGUUCUUCUCGGUGGAUUCGCUAUCACGCUCGAAAAAUCCGAUUUUUGGUUCAUCACCAUCAUUCUCCUCAUCGAAGGCACUCGAAUCUUCAGCAGAAGCCACGAGCUCGAGUGGCAGCACCAGGCCACGUGGACUGUAUCCGGCGUCGGAAUCAGUAGCUUCCGCGUGCUCCAAUCAAGCUCAAUUUCACUUCUCAGAAAUUUAAAACGAAUCAGCGAUGGGAUCUUUAAGCCGAUCCUCGACAAUGGAUUGAGAGAAGCGACGACGAGAAUCGGACGACAAGAGAUCUUUGAUCGUCGAACAACUCUGACAUGGAAGAACUCAGAAGUUCCUCUUCUUCCAUAUGCGAGAUGGCUUUACAUCUCCAGCUAUGUGAGUCGGAUUCUCUACUGGCUCCAGCUUUUGUCAGCGAGUGCUUGUGUGGCUCUGUCUUCCUACAAGCUCGUAAUGCACAACUACGGAGAUGUUCAAGACGGAGACUUGGACAAAAGGAAUAGACAAGCCGCUCUCAGCAUCUUCUACUCGCUUGCUCUUGCCGAAGCGUUGUUGUUUCUUGCGGAGAAAGCUUACUGGGAGUGGGAGGUCAGUGUGUGUCACUUGCUUGAGAAUGUGACUAGAGAGUGUGGGUUUGGGGUUACUGGAAUGGUCUCUAUCAAGAGAUUCUUCUAUGAUGCUUACUCCAAGUCUGUCAAUGGGAGUAUCUUUGAUGGUGUGAAGAUGGAUAUGGUUAGCUUUGCUAUGGAUCUCUUGGGCUCGAACUGCUCUGAUGAACAGCUCAUCGGAGCGAGGAUUCUUAGGCAGUUUGCUGUAAAUGAGCGGUUCGCAGAGGAUACACUUGAGAAGAUCGGUAUCAACUUACCUGUCAUUGAAAGGUUGGUGGAGAUGUUGAACUGGAAAGAUCUGCAAGAAGAAGAGAUUAGGAGAUCAGCGGCUGAGAUACUCUCAAAACUCGCUGGCAAAAAGCAGAACUCUCUCAGAGUUGCUGGAAUCUCUGGUGCGAUGGAAUCAAUUUCAUCACUGUUACAGAACACAAGAUCUUUAGGUGAAGCUCCUGACGAGAUUGGAGAGAAGAAACUCUUCCACGACCAUCAUCUACACUACGAUUUCUGGAGGUUCAACAAUUUAGGCCUCUUGAUUCUAAAGAAAUUAUCCAGAGAUCAUGACAACUGUGGGAAAAUUGGUAACACGAGAGGGCUUCUCCCUAAGAUCAUUGACUUCACGCACACAGACGCAACACUCUUGAAGGAUGAGAACGCAGAUAUGGUUCUGUCACGAGUCCUUACAGUGAAACGGUCGCUGCAGCUAGUGAAAAUGUUAGUAAGCACAAGUGGCAACACCGGGAAAUGUCUCAGGAGGGAGAUCUCAGAAAUCGUCUUCACAAUCAGCAACUUGAGAGACGUAUUGCGGCAUGGAGUGAGAUACCCGAAAUUGCAGAAGCUCGGGAUUGAGAUUCUUAGCUUCCUCGCGCUUGAGACUGAUGGGCGGGAGAGAAUUGCCGUUACUGGAGGUGUCUUGAAAGAGCUGUUCAGCAUUUUCCUAAAAAGUAAAAUACAUGGGGAUGAGAAUGAAAAGCGGGUCAGGAUGGCUGCAGGUGAAGCUAUAGGGAUGCUUGCUUUGGAGAGCAGAAGCAACUGCAUCCAAAUUCUAAAGCUCGGAGUCUUUGGAAGACUUGUGGAGGCACUUGAAGUUCCUUUGAUCCGUGUCAAUGCAGCGAGAGUGUUGAGAAACUUGUGCAUAUAUUCUGGACAUGAAUGCUUUCUCGACCUGAGGUUCAUUAAAACAGCAGCGCCUACUGUGAGUAUGUCUGUCUGUCGGUACAAAUACUGCGUUGAACCCCCAAAAGAUUAAAACUUGUUCUGUUUUCUUGCAGGUACUGAAGUCAAUAACAUCAGGUGACAAUAAAUUGCUGGAAGUGAUGCUAGGAUUGGCAGCACAAGUGUUCAAAUUCAUGAGUUCAGAAGAAGCAAACAUUGUUCUGACGGAUUCAGGGAUCAAAAAGCAAGAACUUGCAAACUCACUGGUUUCGAUUCUGAAAAAGCAUGACAAGCCAGCAAUCAAGGUUCCAAGAAUCAGGAGGUUUGUGAUCGAGCUUGCGAUAUGGAUGAUGGAAGAUGAUGUGGAGAACGUUGGGAUGUUCAGGGAUUUGGGUAUGGAGAAAGAGCUCGUGAAGGUUCUGGAAACUACGGCUGAGCUUGAGAACUUUGAUGUUUUCUCUGGCACGGUUGGAGUGAGCCGACAGAGCAGAACGGUUCAUUGGUUAGCUGAAUUGGCUUUAAAAAUGCUUGAGGAUGAACAUUCUUAAGGUUCAUGUUCCUCUUGAGAAACUCAGAGCGUGCUAAUUAUGAUUUAUGAAACAUAUCGUUUAUUUUUACAAUUAUUUAAAAAGCUGCUCAAAGUUCAAAUUAGAGAUAUAUCUCAAAUUCCAUCAGUAUAUACACAUACCUUGUAAAGAAAGAUACACUUCUCUCGUAAUAGU
Messenger RNA from Arabidopsis thaliana (thale cress), 2855 nucleotides. RefSeq names its product ARM repeat superfamily protein. The record is from RefSeq and is marked reviewed. The transcript is spliced from 4 exons. Bases 83 to 2227 code for a protein of 714 amino acids. Lineage: Eukaryota; Viridiplantae; Streptophyta; Magnoliopsida; Brassicales; Brassicaceae.